AUGGAAGAAAAUAUAGAAGAAAUAUUUAAUGAUUUUAUUGGUCAUUUAAAUGGUAAAACCGAAGAAUAUACGAGUGAAGGAAAAGAUAUAAAUACAAUAAAAACAGAUGAAAUAAAUUUUUUAGACGAUAAUAUUUUCAAUACAUUAGGAAACAACUUUUUUAGAUAUACUGAGUAUUCAUUGAGUAGCUUAUAUAUAUGUGAAGAAAAUAUCCCAAUUGAAGAAGAUAUAAAUUUUAAAACAUUAUUAAAUAUAAUAACGAAAGCAUCUGAUGUUAAUAAUAAAUUCAAAUGGGUAGAUUAUUAUUUUAAAUAUGAUUCAAAAGAAGAAUUGAAUAUUUUAUCUCCAAAAUCACAAAACAAAGAGCUACUAUUCAGAGAAUAUCUAGAUCCAUACCAUUUAAAAAAUGUAUGCUUAUUGAGAAAAUUUGAGCAAGGUGCAAUUUUAAAAUCAUCCGAAAAAAAUAAAGUGGAUGUUAAAAUAGUAUCAGAAUACAAUGUUCACAGUAGUUAUAAAAAUGUAAUUAGAUCAUUUGAUUAUUAUUUAAACCAUAAAAUAUUUACUCAAGCAGAUAUAUUUCAUAAUAAAUAUGGUAAUAGUGAUCAUAUUGUUAUUUUAGUGUUAAGACAUUAUAAAGAUGAAAAUUUUCAAUUUCCAUUGUUUCCAGAUAGAGUUCUUGUUCAAAUAAAAUCAUACUCUAAUGAUAAUAAAUACUCAGAGAUGACUCAAAAAAAUCUUUUACAUUACUCAGAAAUUUUUAAACCUUAUAUUUCUCUUAGAAAAGUAAAUUAUAAUCUUGUAGAAGAAAUAAAAAAUAAGAUUACUUAUACAAUUUAA
Messenger RNA from Plasmodium gallinaceum, 837 nucleotides. RefSeq names its product conserved Plasmodium protein, unknown function. The transcript has a single exon. The coding region runs from base 1 to 837 and encodes 278 amino acids. The record is from RefSeq and is a predicted model, not a curated record. Lineage: Eukaryota; Apicomplexa; Aconoidasida; Haemosporida; Plasmodiidae.